Messenger RNA from Drosophila melanogaster (fruit fly), 970 nucleotides. RefSeq lists its product as uncharacterized. Gene Ontology annotation, molecular function: ubiquitin protein ligase activity; ubiquitin-protein transferase activity. The transcript is spliced from 4 exons. The record is from RefSeq and is marked reviewed. NCBI's taxonomy places the organism in Eukaryota, Metazoa, Arthropoda, Insecta, Diptera, Drosophilidae. Gene Ontology annotation, biological process: protein ubiquitination. Gene Ontology annotation, cellular component: cytoplasm. Bases 456 to 899 code for a protein of 147 amino acids.
AACGAUGAGAACGGAUCGUGCGGCAGCUGAAUUUUGGUUGUAUAUUUAUUUCGUGCCGUCGAAUCGCUUCGCUAAGCUGACUUUUUGACUUUUUCGUGUAGUUUGCACUCGAAAGGAGAAAGAAAUCAGCCGAAAUAUAUCCCCCGAAGAUAUUGGCGAUAGCCCGGUUGGCGUAUAUAUUCCAGUGAAUCGGUGGAUUGCCAGCAAAGCAGCCAAAAGCAAGAACAACAUCGAAAAACGUUUCGUCACGCUGAGAGAGCAGUGGAAUUUUUUCGCAACAAAUACAAUUAAAAGUUGCACGCAGAAGUGGAGGAAGAGGCGACGAAAGUCAGAAAAUCAAUUUGUGAAUAAUACGAAAUCGGUGCAAGAUAAGUUCCCGUGUGAAAUUGCUUUUUCGGCGAUUGGAUUUUCAUCGAUUUUGCAAAGGGAAAACAGGUUUUAAGAGGAGAACUGCCAUGUCCGACUACUUCGAGGAACUGGGUCAUGAACCCACUGGACCACUGGGCGCAAACGAUUUGGCCAGAAAUCUAAAGCGCCUUCAGGUUUUGGCCAUCAUGAAUGGCAUCGAUAUGGAGAUCGAGGUGCCAGAGGCCUCCAAGCGAGCCAUUCUGGAGCUACCAGUUCAUGAAAUCGUCAAAUCGGACGAGGGCGGCGAUUUGGAGUGCUCUGUGUGCAAGGAGCCAGCUGAAGAGGGCCAGAAGUACAGGAUCCUUCCAUGCAAGCACGAGUUCCACGAGGAGUGCAUCCUGCUCUGGCUGAAGAAGACGAAUUCCUGUCCUCUGUGUCGCUAUGAACUGGAAACUGAUGAUCCUGUUUACGAGGAGUUGCGCAGGUUUAGGCAGGAUGAAGCUAACCGACGGGAGCGGGAGAACACUCUUUUGGAUUCCAUGUUCGGCUAACUUGGAGUUAAUCGAUUCGACAGCGGUAUUUGGUCAAAUUUGUAGUAUGUUAAAAUAAAGGUGCUUAAGGG